This is a messenger RNA of Thamnophis elegans (Western terrestrial garter snake), 516 nucleotides long. Its product is annotated as fibroblast growth factor 11-like. The transcript has 4 exons. Gene Ontology annotation, biological process: fibroblast growth factor receptor signaling pathway; animal organ morphogenesis; positive regulation of gene expression. NCBI's taxonomy places the organism in Eukaryota, Metazoa, Chordata, Lepidosauria, Squamata, Natricidae. Gene Ontology annotation, cellular component: cytoplasm. Gene Ontology annotation, molecular function: growth factor activity; fibroblast growth factor receptor binding. The record is from RefSeq and is a predicted model, not a curated record. The coding region runs from base 1 to 516 and encodes 171 amino acids.
AUGGCCGCGUUAGCCAGCUCCUUGAUCCGGCAGAAACGGGAGAUCCGCGAUCCCGUCGCCAGCCGCCCGGUCUCGACCCAGCGGAAGGUCUGCCCGCGAGGGACCAAAUCCUUAUGCCAGAAACAGCUUUUAAUCCUAAUCUCCAAAGUCCGGCUUUGCGGGGGCAGAAAAGGCCGGCUGGAGAAACCCCCAGACCCACAGCUGAAGGGCAUCAUCACCAAACUCUUCUGCCGGCACGGCUUCUACCUGCAGGUGCACCCGGAUGGCAGCAUCGAGGGCACGCGGGAAGACGGCAGCGGCUUCACCUUCUUCAACCUGAUUCCCGUAGGGCUCCGAGUAGUGGCCAUACAGAGUACCACAUCGGGACAGUAUGUCGCCAUGAACGCCGAGGGCUACCUCUACAGCUCCGUGAGUACCCCGACCCUGCGUGGUCCCUUGGACAGUGGGAAUGCGGGACCCGAUGUAAUAUAUCUUGUCUUCAGCAAAGUGGAAGCAAAAGAGAAUUCUGGGAAUUGA